This is a messenger RNA of Anguilla anguilla (European eel), 2418 nucleotides long. It is a transcript of the gene tbc1d17, whose product is annotated as TBC1 domain family, member 17. Lineage: Eukaryota; Metazoa; Chordata; Actinopteri; Anguilliformes; Anguillidae. Gene Ontology annotation, molecular function: GTPase activator activity. Gene Ontology annotation, biological process: activation of GTPase activity. The record is from RefSeq and is a predicted model, not a curated record. The transcript has 17 exons. Bases 107 to 2026 code for a protein of 639 amino acids.
AGUUCUAGUUCAUGAGUGUUCUGUGGUGUAUACGCAAAGCAAAGCGGAAGUGUUCUUGCGGCCAGCCGUUGCGUUGUUUUUGUAAAAGCUACGUAGUGACGAGAGAAUGGAGUCGAACGGGGAAAGUCACAAGCUGAUGUUCGAGAAGGAGGGCGUGUACCUGCACACCAACGCCAAGAGGAGCAACCAGGACACCGCCAUCCCGGGGUUCAUCCGCAUCGUCGAGAGGGGUGGGGAGCCGGCAUUGGAGUGGAGCCCCCUUGAAGAGGAGAGAGGAAGCGCACCGGCUGUGUUCUACACCAAGAAGGAUGGAGAGGGAGGGGAGGAGGAGACGAACUUUGACCCCGGUUAUGAGCCGGACUGGGCGGUCAUCAGCACAGUGAAGAGGGAGCGAGACCCCACCCCGGUGCGGGAGACAGGUCAAUGGGGCUCGUUCUCCCUGCCGCUGUCCGAGCUCUACUCGCUCCGCCGCGCCCGCUUCUCCCUGGGGCGGAACUUCCUGGUGCUGACCAGCAGGGGGGGCCACCCCCUCCCGCCGCUGCACUUCCACCGGGGCGGGACCAUGGACCUGCUGCGGGCGCUGCAGCGCUACAUCAUCCUGGCGCCGUCUCCAGUGGACCAUCGGCUGUUCCUGGUAUAUCCACACGACUCUGGCGCCCUCUCGCAGUCGUUUGAGGAAUUGCAGCUUUUCGAAGAGGGCAGCUCUGACCUUGUGUCCCGGUUCAUUCAGGACCCCUACGCCACCACGUUCGGGGGGUUCUCCAAGGUCACCAACUUCUUUCGGGGGGCGCUUCGGCCGCCGGACUCCCCCCUGCACCCGCGGGCCCCCCAGGAUGGGCACGGGCCGCCCUCCGCCGAAGAGGAGCCCGGGUUCGAGCUCAUUACCUGCGGAGCCGAACUGGGACCGAAGCCUGAGGUCACACGGGGUCAGCCUCUGGACAAGUGGGAGGAGCUUCUGGACGCGGAGGGCCGGGUGACGGAUCCACAGAGGGUGAAGGAGCUGGUCUUCAGAGGGGGCAUCACUCCGUCCCUGCGGAAGGAGGUGUGGAAGUUCCUGCUGGCGUUCUACCCCUGGGACAGCACGGCCAAAGAGAGGGAGGACCUGGUGAGAGCGAAGACGGACGAGUACUUCAGGAUGAAGGUGCAGUGGAAGUCGGUCAGCGAGGAGCAGGAGAUGAGGAACUCCCUCCUCAGGGGAUACCGGAGCCUGAUUGAGAGAGACGUCAGCCGGACGGACAGGCACAACUCCUUCUUCUCCGGGAACGAGAACCCGGGCCUCACGCUCCUGCACGACGUGCUGAUGACCUACUGCAUGUACAACUUCGACCUGGGGUAUGUGCAGGGGAUGAGCGAUCUCCUCUCUCCCAUCCUCUUCGUCACACAGAAUGAAGUGGAGUCUUUCUGGUGCCUGACAGGCUUCAUGGACCUCGUGCAUCACAACUUUGAGGAGUCUCAGGAGGCCAUGAAGCAGCAGCUCCUGCAGCUCAGUAUCCUGCUCAAAGCUCUGGACCCGGAGCUCUGCGACUACCUGGACUCCCAGGAUAGCGGCUCCCUGUGCUUCUGUUUCCGUUGGCUACUGAUCUGGUUCAAGAGGGAGUUCUCCUUUGAGGACAUUCUGACGCUGUGGGAGGUGAUGUGGACCCGCCUGCCCUGCCCUAACUUCCACCUGCUGAUGGCCUGUUCCAUUCUGGAGUCGCAGAGGGAGGAGCUGAUUGGCUCCGACUACGAUUUCAACACCAUACUGAAGCACAUAAACGAUCUGACCAUGAGGCUGGACCUGCAGUCGCUGCUGCGAGGAGCCGAGGCCAUCUACCUCCAGCUGACGCGCUGCAAGGAGCUCCCAGUGAAGGUGCAGGAGGUGCUGGGCCUCUGCCCUCCCCCCAGCUCGGACGAGGAGAGCCCCGUAUCCGAGCCCAACGAGACGCAGCCGCUCCUCAGCCAAUCGCAGGCCGGGGGCGUGGCCUCCGCCACCGCCAAACCGAGCGGCAGCGGCUCUCCACCCCGCCCACCCCCCACUUACCCCUAACCGAAGGACUGAGCGAUGGAGGGAGGGGGAACGGGGGGUAACCGAAGGACUGAGCGAUGGAGGGAGAGGGAACGGGGGGGGGUCCUGGUGGGCGGGGUCAGAGUUGCUUCACGCUUUCUGGGCCGACCGGCGUGUGAACAACUGCCUUUACCUGCUUCAGGAAGACCACACGCCCUUACACUCCAGACCAGCAGGUGGCGGUAUGCACCACUUAACCAAUUAUGCCAGUUUUUAGAGUUGAGAGACAUUUCACCGGUCAUUUAAUGAAGGAAGUGAGGUCAUCGGCCCCAAACCCCUCCCCCCAUUUUGCCAAUCAAGUAAUCGUGUCACGUGACUAAAUUUUGGCUUUGCGGACGCUAGCUACCCUGAAAUCCGGCCGCUCGCGAUUCCAC